Molecule: messenger RNA, 3350 nt
Organism: Gallus gallus (chicken)
Lineage: Eukaryota; Metazoa; Chordata; Aves; Galliformes; Phasianidae
Gene: TMEM204
Product: transmembrane protein 204
Exons: 3
Coding region: 775-1455 (226 amino acids)
Source: RefSeq, a predicted model, not a curated record
AUCCUGUUCAUGUUUGACUGCCGUGGCAGCGGCUCUGUUUGUUGCAGUCGACUACGCCCUGAGGCUCACCAAAACAGCCACAAAAACAGCCAUUUCCUCUGAGUGGAGAGGUGGGGGGGUGGAGGGGGAGACCUCUUCCUCACGGCAGUCCGCGCUCCAGCCCCCGCCACUCGCGGCUCUGGUGCUCAGAGAGACACGGCGGAACAAAUUCCUCGGGAUACUCCAAGCUUUCCUAGCUCCUUUGGGAUGAAAACAUUCGUCUGCACUUCAGCCGGGCUUUAAGAAUGCCGUUUGUCAGCAUUCGUGGGAUAUUCUGAGCGUGCAUCCAAAAGAGGCUGCGAGGAUCCCCCGCCCCUGGGUGCGCUGGGGCACACUGCUGGCCGGCACCCCGCUCUGCCUGCAGCCUGGAUCCCCACAGCGCCUGCCUCGGCUCACAGGGAAUGGACCUCCACGUCUUCCAGUUCAUCACCGGCCUGGCACUGCUCAUCAAGGUGCAAGAAGGUGGAUAAGCCAAAGCUGGGAAGGACAGAGACUUAAAUAAGCUUCUUGUUGUUCUUAUUUUAUGGAAUUAUCCUACCUACCUCGCAAAAUUCUCAUUUGCUUCAUCAGAAACACCUUUGGAGUUGACUUUGAGAAUGAACGGUGAUGUCCUCUAGCCACUCAUAACAUCCUACCCAAGCUGCCUCCGUUUCAAGUCCCAUUUCAAUGUGCUGCAGCUGACUGAGACCUUGCGUCUUCUGCUAAUAGAGACUGGUGGUGAGCUGACAGUCAGAUAUGACUGUCCAGAAACUGGUAGCCACAGCUGUGUUGGUAGCCUUGGUCUCACUUAUUCUUAACAACGCGGCUGCCUUUACUCCUAACUGGGUGUACCAGACCCUGGAAGAUGGGCGUAAGCGCAGCGUGGGGCUCUGGAAGAUGUGCUGGCUGGCAGAGAGGAGCAGGGCAGGAGCGAGCACGAGCAGCAGGCAUGGGCAAGGGGAGGAGCGUGAGUGUGAAGCCCUGGGCUGGGGCUCGGAGUCAGCUGGGUUCCAGGAGUCUCGCAGCACUGUCAAACUGCAGUUUGACAUGAUGCGUGCCUGUAACCUCAUCGCUACUGUUGCUCUGACUGCUGGGCAGCUCAUCUUCGUCCUGGGUCUGGUGGAGAUACCGAUCAUUUCUCAGGAUACCCAGUGGUGGGAGGAGGCCAUUGCUGCUGUGUUCCAGCUUGCCAGUUUUGUUCUGGUCAUUGGAUUGGUGACUUUCUACCGCAUCGGACCAUACACCAACCUCUCAUGGUCCUGUUACCUGAACAUUGGAGCCUGUCUUUUGGCCACACUGGCAGCUGCCAUCCUCAUAUGGAACAUCCUUCAUAGGCGUGAGGACUGCAUGGCGCCGCGGGUCAUUGUCAUUAGCCGUACCCUGACUGCUCGGUUUCGCCGGGGCCUGGAAAAUGACUACGUGGAGUCACCGUGCUGAAAGCAUGGACUUGAAAGGGGAAAGAUCUCCCAGGAGAUCUGCAUUGGUGUUUUCUAUAAAUAUAUGCUAUAAUUUAAAACUAAGGGUUGAAGGACAUCACAAAGCUCACUCUUGUGGGCAGAGGCCCUCAAUUAUUAUUUGGAUGGGCUCCAUCUAUAUACAUAUGUAUAAAACAUAUAAUUUUAUAUAUAUUGCCCUCUUCCUCUACUGUACAGCGCAGAUUAUUGGGCUGUCAGAAUCCUGACAGCAUCACAGCUAUGUGUCAGCAGGUGCAGCCAGAGCAGAUAGAUCAGAUGACACUACAGGAAAGAGACAACCUAACAUUUUCUGCCUGGACAAAGUUGUCUUGCUCCCUUAGUAACAUCGAAAGCCUUGGAUAACCAGUGAUGACCAGUUUUCCUUUGGAGUUAACAGGCAGUCUGAGAAGGCAGAAAACUCACUGUAGAAUAAGUGAUGAUUUUUAACAGCUGUUAAGAUUUCAUGGCUUUUUAGUCUUCCAUCCCCAUCCCAUUCAUCCAUUUCAAGGAACUCCUCAUUAACUGCAACACCUACUCUUUUCAAGCCACAGCAUAAAGCAAGAGCUACAACUCUAAUAGUUCUAAAUGGUAAGGGACUGCAAAAGAAUUCAGUUCCACUUUCUCCAGAUACUGCUUUUUUCACCCUAAGAGAGAGGUUUAGGUUUAUCCUAUAGAUAUUUAAAUAGAUACCAUUAAAAAUGAAAAGGGCAUGCCACUAGAACAGGCCUUACAUGGUGCUGAAAAUCUCCUUCAGUGUUACACUGUGGGCAGAUCUACAGAAGGUGAUUACCUGGAUUCUCUCAUAAUCAUAGAUACUACUGAUUUGCUUCACCAGAAAUCAUUAGUAAUAACUGAUAUUCCAGCUCACAUGAGUUUCUUCCUGGCUUGCUUUAACAUUUACCAGGCAACUUCCAGACUAGAGUGCUACGUUAGGACAUCCAGCUCUGCCCAGCAAUGCUCAGAGGCACCUAACAGAAUAUUGGAGACUGUACCUGCUACUCCAGCACAAACUGGAGAAUAAGACAAACGUAGACUUUGCCAUGAGAUGAAACAUCUGUCCGUUACCUUCAUAUGGUAAUGACAUGAAAAUCAGUACCUUCAGAAUUAGGCACGAUGCCUGUUAGCCUCACAAGGGCUCACAAAGCAUGUGCACACAGCCUUCAGGAAGAAAAAGCAACAGGUCAGAAACUGUUAUGAAAAAUACUUCAGACACAGGGACUAGCUGUAAUGACAAAUGUUUAGAAGUUGUCAACAGAGGCUACUCUGAGCACUUACUGACAGAUCUGAAGGACUGAGCUGUGAAUGUCACAAACUGCGUAACACUGUUGUGUUGCUCCCAGCUGAUAGACUGCUCCUCUUUACUAUUAUUUUCACCAUACUUUGCUACACUUAGAAUGUGAUCAUCAAGCUGGCUCUUGAAUUCUGUUCUCAGACUCAAUUCUGAUGCAAUAAGAAACUCAACCCUAACUGCUACUCUGCACCAUGUCCAUAGUCAGCAACCCUCCGCAGAGACUGAUGUUCCAGAACAAUUGUAUUGUUCUAGACUAUCAGGAUAGAACACUUUAAUGCUGACAAAGAGUUUCUUCUAACAGUAGGUUUGUAAAAACCAACUAAAAUUUGUAUUCACUUGCCUGCAUUACUUCCUGGAAAAGCUCCUUUCCGAGAAGCAACAUGCUAUGAUUAAUUGCAGGGAUUUUUAAAAUUAAACUAUUUGAAUAUUUAAAAGACAUUAUAUUAUUUCUUCUAAUAUUGCAAUAUCCGUAUUAUGAUAAUGUACAUUUAAAUUUAAAAAUCAGCUAUGUGGUCAGUAAAUUCGUAAUACUUGGUAUGACUGUGAUUAUUUUAGAUGUAUAAAUAAAAUUAUGAAUGUUCACUCUC